Messenger RNA from Phytophthora nicotianae INRA-310, 2821 nucleotides. RefSeq lists its product as hypothetical. NCBI's taxonomy places the organism in Eukaryota, Oomycota, Peronosporomycetes, Peronosporales, Peronosporaceae. The transcript has a single exon. The record is from RefSeq and is a predicted model, not a curated record. Bases 41 to 2170 code for a protein of 709 amino acids.
ACAGAAAGAGCCAAUCAGUAUCAACCAAUCCAGAUAUCGUAUGGACGCCAACGGCUUCGCUUCGGUGCCCAUGGAUGCGCCUAAGCGCCCGCGUGGGCGGCCUCCGUCGCGCGCCUGGGCCUUCUUCACGACCAUCACAGAGCCUCAAAAGCAGCCGUCGACUGCGUGUCGCCACUGUAACCAGGUCGUGCAUUAUCACAAGAAAUGGGCUCAAGCACGUGCCCAUUUGAUAAAAUGUCCCCAGUUCUUGCGGAUGAUCGACACAUUGCCACCCAAUGACGUGCCCGAGUGGUACCUGGCCGAGAUCAACCGACGCCAGCAAAUUGCUGCGCCGAUAAGGAGCGCUAAUAUCCCAGCCGUGUUCCAGCAGAAUCAGAUACCGACUCAGACACCAGCACCAGCACCGGCAACCCCGUUCAAAGUGAUUCAACCCAUCCUAUCACCUGUGGCAAUGGCAACAAUGAUGCCAAUGCAAACUGGAAAUGAAAAUAUGACAGUGAGAAAUGGCGUAAACAUGGAUUGGCAAAAAAUGGAAGAAAAUAUGGCAAUGCACAUGUUUACAACGCUGCAAAUGGAAUUUUUGCUGGACGAGAAAAUCGAGUUGCCGUUCUUGUUGCAAACUUUUCAAGCUUACAACGCGAAUAUUACGUUACCCACCAAGGAAAAAUUAAUGACGGAGCUACUGGACCGUUGCUAUGACAACGUCAGGACGCGGUUGCUAGGGUUUUUCAAAAGCGGAUUAGUGCCGGUGACGUUGUCGAUGGAUACUGAAGAUGACGAGGUGGCGAACUACAUGGCUACACUAGCGAGUUCGGAGAAGUACCCGAUGUAUCUGGAGUCAGUGAAAGUUCCAAGUGGUGGAGAUGCAGACGCCAACGCGGAGGUGGCAGCACGUGAUAUGACGAGAUUAGUGGAGAAAAUAUCGAGUCCAGUGGCGGGAUGUGUGAUGCCCUGCUCGACAGUGGAGAGUAGACAGACACGUGAGUUGUUGGAGAAACAGUUCCCUGCCAUGUAUUUCCACGGAUGCAUGCGAGACGCCUUGUUGUCUUUUGUUCGACAGCUUUUUGCUGGCAACAAAGACACACACAAUGAUAGAAAACGCCCUGUGACGGUGCCAUUCGCGCAGGAUUUACAGCAGUUCGCGUUGCAAUGCAAAGACCUCGCGUUCUUCCUACCACACCACGAGCAGCCGUCGUAUCUGAGCGGAGCUACAAGCAGCAAUAUGGUGCACGUGACAGCCAGGCGUCGCUUGACGGUAGAAGAAGCGUUUGUGGCCAUUCUCCAAGCCGAACCCUUUCUGGAUGUUGACAAUGUGUUGAACAGACUUGGAAAUGGGUCAAAUCGCGCUCACCAUCCCAGUGUUGCCCAUUUCCAGACUCAACUGGUGAAAAUCGUCCGCAGUCCUCAGUUCGUUGAGAAGCUGGGCAAGUAUUUGGAGCUGAUGCGUCCUAUUCAGUCCCUUCUUUCGUCCCUAAAUGAUACGACACCUUUGCUUCUUUCAGAGGUUUAUUCCUCCUUCUCGAGACUCGUGCAGCAGUUUGGAGCAAUGGCGUCGUUGCAGCCGGAAGAGAAGGCAGCGUUGCAAGCGCUAGUUCGACGACAACAGGAUCAUGUAAUGGGUUCAGCCCACUUGUUGGCCUACCUCUUGGACCCCGUCUUACUGGGCGAAGACUUGCCAGCAGACAUUAAAACUGAUACUGAGAAGAAGCUGAUGGCUUCGCUUCGUGGCGAUGGCACGCAACUCUCCGUUUCUGACAAAGAAGCGCUGUAUACUCAGUACGUGGAUUUCAAGAAGCACGCACUGAACCAGAAGACCAACAAGGCCGAUACCCUCGCUUUCCGAGCGCUGAAAGAGCGAAAAAAGUCCACGUUGCAGUUCUGGUUCGCUGAUGGCUCCAAGUGGCCUGUGUUGCAAGCUAUCGCGUGCCGUAUCUUUGUCAUGCCAGUGUGUGCACCAAGUUCAGCACGUGCAGUUAAGGAGGCAGGCGCAGCAUCAAGCGUUCUUCGACAUAAGAAGGACCUAUUAAUGAGUGAUAAGUUGACGUUUGUACGACUCAACUCGCGCCAACUGCGCCUGGCUGAGGUAGAGGGCAGCUCACUUGCGGCUCUUGUGAAAAAAGCUCCUAUUUCUAGCAAGGCCAACGAGAUCACAGCGUCAAUGGUUGUAUGAGUGGACAUGUAACCUUGAAGCACACUUCAUUGGAAUUUAAACACGGACGCUUGGUUCUUACGGGUAAAUCUCCAGUAGGUUUCGAAGGCCGUGUACAGCAUGUAGUUAGGAUCUGCUUUUAAGGCUUUAGGUGACAUGGUCCGUAUUUUUUCGUCAAUCUUCAGCUCCUCGCGCAUGCUCUUGAGUGUUUUGCCUUUAUUCUCAAGGCCAAUGAAGAGGUCGAUGUUCUUGGACCACAACCAAUCGCGUGCUUGCUCAGCCGUCACACCUUGAGGAAGGUGAAUCUUUCCCGUGUUAAAUAGUGCGUUUGCUUCCUCGAAACUCAUUGCCAGCAUUUUCGAGUUCCAACCCUCAAGUGCUGCUAAUGGCGAUACUCUUUCCUCGCCUUCUUCGCUGUCCUUUGCGCGGGUUCUUAAAACCCGAUUACUUCCACCGGCGUUGCUCAAUGCUGAGUUUGGCGAGUAAACACUAGGAUUGAGAUCUUGAGCCGCCGAUAUGUUCGCGAAGCUUGAACAGGCCACGACCAAAAGCACUAGUAGUAAGUGAUAGACCCACAUAGUUUGUAGGACUUCGAAAGUCGUAGGACUUGAGCUUGAUCUCUGGAUACAAAAUUGUAUAAUGCUCACUACGUUCAUUGUUUGAUAAGGUGCU